AUGGUCGCCAUCGCGAACGACAAGAAGGCCAGCACCGGCGGCGUCGUGGCCGCGCGCCUGCUCGGCUCCACGUGCUCGGGCCUGUGCGAGCUCAUGAUCUUCCACCCGGUCGACACCAUCGCCAAGCGCCUCAUGACCAACAAGGAGCCCAUGCACGGCAUGGCUGGCCUGAACAAGGUCAUCUUCCGCGACGCGUACGAAAAGCCCGUGUUCGCGCGCUACCGCUCGCUGUUCCCCGGCCUGGGCUUCGCCGCCGGCUACAAGGUGUCGCAGCGCAUCUACAAGUUCGGCGGCCAGCCCGUGGUCAAGGACUACAUGACCAAGAACCACGCCUCGUUCUUCGAGCACACGUUCGGCGAGCGCAACGCCAAGACCAUGAUGCACGCCACGGCCGGCAGCCUCAUCGGCAUCGGCGAGAUCGCCCUGCUGCCCCUGGACGUGCUCAAGAUCCGCGCGCAGACCAACCCCGCCGCUAUCGCUGGCAAGGGCGUGGCCCACAUCUUCAAGACGGAGGGCUUCGCCCUGUACCGUGGCGCGGGCUGGACGGCUGCGCGUAACGCGCCCGGCUCGUUCGCCCUGUUCGGUGGAUCGGCUCUGGCCAAGGAGUACAUCUUCCAGCUGGAGGACUACAACAGCGCCACGUUCUUCCAGAACUUCGUGGCCUCCAUCUCGGGUGCCUCCGCCAGUAUCAUCGUGGCGCAGCCUCUUGAUGUGAUCAAGACGCGUAUCCAGUCGCGUCCGUUCGACUCGCCCGAGAGCGGCAUGACGGUCGUGCGCAACCUGCUGAAGACCGAGGGCCCUGGCGCUCUGUUCAAGGGUUUGAUCCCCAAGCUGUCCGUGGUCGGCCCCAAGCUGGUGUUCUCGUUCGCUGUGGCACAGCAUCUGAUCGCGCACUUCGAGAAGUCCUUCACCUAGACUUUGACUGUCAAACGGCACCGCCACCAUGUGCAGUUGCGAUGCCAACCCGCGGGCGAUAGAAGGGGGAGAGAAGUCGAGUGAGCUCGCACACACAUGGCGACACACUCAUGUUGCAGUGCGUGCAGCUGACCGUCUUCGUUCUGCUCGUGCUCAUUUUAUAAAGACGCGCUUUGUUUGUUUU
Messenger RNA from Phytophthora sojae, 1099 nucleotides. RefSeq lists its product as hypothetical. Gene Ontology annotation, molecular function: guanine nucleotide transmembrane transporter activity. NCBI's taxonomy places the organism in Eukaryota, Oomycota, Peronosporomycetes, Peronosporales, Peronosporaceae. Gene Ontology annotation, cellular component: mitochondrion. Bases 1 to 915 code for a protein of 304 amino acids. The record is from RefSeq and is a predicted model, not a curated record. The transcript has 3 exons.